This is a messenger RNA of Oncorhynchus nerka (sockeye salmon), 4471 nucleotides long. Its product is annotated as somatostatin receptor type 2-like. The record is from RefSeq and is a predicted model, not a curated record. Gene Ontology annotation, molecular function: neuropeptide binding; somatostatin receptor activity. Gene Ontology annotation, cellular component: neuron projection; plasma membrane. Gene Ontology annotation, biological process: cellular response to estradiol stimulus; cellular response to glucocorticoid stimulus; neuropeptide signaling pathway. The transcript is spliced from 3 exons. NCBI's taxonomy places the organism in Eukaryota, Metazoa, Chordata, Actinopteri, Salmoniformes, Salmonidae. Bases 569 to 1711 code for a protein of 380 amino acids.
CUGAAGAAAACGCGCACUCAUCCAUCAUCCAAUUCCACUGAUCGCAGAUGUGAAUGCACCGCUCAUCUGAGCGCUGAACAGGCUGCGCUCUUCUUUGUGCAUCAGUUCUCCUGCUAUAACAUAUUUCGCAUUAGCUCUGGCCACGGAUUCAGCGCCAGUAAGCUACUUUUGGAUACAUCAGUUAUUCAAAACUAUCUACAAAUGAUUUACACAAUUUUGUAUUGCUGAGGUAUUUCAAAGAAAAAUGUAAUAUAUACUAUAUUGCCUAUUUGACAUAUUAGACAUACCUGUUAUGUGGCAAUGACCGUCACCACUUUUUCCGUCACCACAAGAUACCACUGUGCGCAAUGGGAGAACAGGUGCAUUAUAUGUUAAGUGUAAGCCACAGGGCAGAAUGUUGCCUUCCGUUGGAUUUCCAGUGAUGGUCAGAAAAAUCAUGGCUGAAAUUAAACCAUUCCAAAAUGGAUCUAAUGUGACGUUAAAGUUUACAAAUAAAGGUGGGAUGUGACACUAGUGUCCCCUAUCUCAACCCUGAAACAGACUCAACCCAGCCCUCCUCCCUGUCAGUAUGGAUCUCUGGCCUCUCCUCCCAUCAUCCCCCAACCUCUCCCUCCCCGAGCCCCUGUACUAUGACAGCUACUUCCCAGGGAACGAGUCCGACCUGGGGUCCCGGAAUGACACUCCUGACGAGACCCAACAGGUCUUCGACAAGACCAGCUCCGUGGUUAUUACCUUCAUCUACUUCAUGGUCUGCGCCGUGGGCCUGACGGGCAACACCUUGGUGAUCUAUGUCAUCCUGCGCUACGCUAAGAUGAAAACAGUCACUAACAUUUACAUCCUGAACCUGGCCGUGGCUGACGUCCUCUGUAUGCUGAGUCUACCCUUUAUCGCCAUGCAGCUGGCCCUGGUCCACUGGCCCUUCGGCUCCGUGCUCUGCCGUCUGGUCAUGACCGUGGACUGCCUCAACCAGUUCACCAGCAUCUUCUGCCUCACGGUCAUGAGCAUCGACCGCUACCUGGCCGUGGUCCACCCCAUAAAGUCCACCAAGUGGCGGAAGCCACGUGUGGCUAAGAUCAUCAACCUGACCGUGUGGGGAGUGUCCCUGCUGGUCAACCUGCCAAUCAUGAUCUUCAGCGGUCUGAUGCCCAAUAAGAACGAGGCGUGGGUGUGUACCAUUGUGUGGCCAGAGCCUCAGGAGGCCUAUCAGACGGCCUUCAUGUUCUACACCUUCUUCCUGGGUUUCUUCCUGCCGCUCACAAUCAUCUGCCUCUGUUACCUGCUCAUCAUCGUCAAGGUGAAGUCGUCAGGCAUGCGCGUGGGCUCAACUAAGCGUAAGCGCUCGGAGAGGAAGGUGACCAGAAUGGUGUCAAUCGUAGUGGCCAUGUUCGUGCUCUGCUGGCUGCCCUUCUACGUGUUCAACGUCACCUCGGUGACGGGCACCAUCAACACCACGCCUGUCCUCAAGAGCACCUUUGAGUUUGUGGUGGUGCUGGGCUACGCCAACAGCUGUGCCAACCCCAUCCUGUACGCCUUCCUGUCGGACAACUUCAAGAAGAGCUUUCAGAACGUUCUGUGCUUGAAGAAGGUGGCGGGCCUGGAUGAGGCGGAGCGCAGCGACAGCCGCAUGGAGCGGACGCGCAUGGUCAAAGACGUCACCGCCGAAACGCGCAACGCAGCGCUGCUCAACGGCGAGCUGCAGACCAGUAUAUGACCUGUUUGCCAGAGUGUGUGAGACAGUGUUUGUGUGCGUGCUUGCUUGCAUGUGUACGCGUGUGUGUCUGUGUGCAGGUAUGAAAUCCGCAUAGUACUCGGUUCAUCUGAGGUGGCCGUGGGGCUGCUUGUGAGUAUCGUCACCCUGAACAGAUGGAUGGUCCUCUGCCCACUACCAGAGUGUAUGUAGACGAGUUAGAUAGACUAGUCAUUUUAACAUCACUCUCCUAUAAACUGCUGGGCAGUGGCCCAGGCACCAAGGGGGUCCAUACUGUCUUUUACAACAUACCUGUCAUGAUCCGUCUUGGAAAACAGAGAAAAAAGAUUGAUUUGAAGAAGACAAAAAAGAUGUCCUAUCAUGUUUCAUUGACAUGGAUUGAUUCAUACUGUCUUGAGAGCAGGAUAUAAGAGAAAGAACACCUUUGAUAAAGCAUCUUAUUUAUUGAUAAGGAAGAUGUUACUCGCCAAGUCAGAUCCCCUUUGACUGAAGCUGGAGACUUUCGAAUUCUGCAUCCAGGAAGGUUGGAAAUCCUAUCUGACUGCAUUCGUGAAGCUUCUCUGACUUCAAACAAGACAAUCUCGUCUGGAUGUAUAUACAGUGCCUUCGGAAAGUAUUCACACCUCUUUACUUAUCCACAUUUUGUUGUGUUCCCGCACAAAUGUAAAAUGGGUUCAAUUGAGUGUGUGUCACUGGCCUACACACAAUACCCCGUAAUGUCAAAGUUAAACAAGUAUUCAACCCCUUUGUUAUGGCAAGCAUACAAAUGUGCUUAAUAAGUCACAUACAGUAAUACGUUGCGUGGACUCACUCUGUGUGCAAUAAUAGUGUUUAACAUAAUUUUUGAAUGACUACCUCAUCUCUGUGCCCCACACAUACAAUUAUCAGUAAGGUCCCUCAGUCAAGCAGUGAAUUUCAAACACAGAUUCAACCACAUUGACCAGUGAGGUUUUCCAAUGCCUCACAAAGUAGGGCACCUAUUGAAUGGUUAAAAUAAAAACAAAGCAGAUAUUUCAUAUUCCUUUGAGCAUGUUGAAGUUAUUAAUUACACUUUGGACCGUGUAUCAAUAAACCCAGUCACUACAAAGAUACAGGCGCCCUGCCUAACUCAGUUUCCAGAGAGGAAGGAAACCGCUCAGAGAUUUCACCAUGAGGCCAAUGGUGACAUUAAAACAGUUACGGAGUUUGUACUGUAGUUACUCCACAAUACUAAACUAAUUGACAGACUGAAAAGAAGGAAGCUUGUACAGAAUAAAAAUAUUCCAAAACAUGCAUCCUGUUUGCAAAAAAGGCACUAAUGUAAAACUGCAAACAAAUGUAGCAAAGAAAUGAACUUUAUGUCUUGAAUACAAAGCAUUAUGUUUGGGGCAAAUCCAAUACUACACAUCACUGAGUACCACUCUUCAUAUUUUCACGCAUGGUGGUGGCUGCAUCAUGUUAUGGGUAUGCUUGUCAUCAGCAAGGACAAGGGAGUUUUUUUAGGAUAAAAAGAAACAGGAUAGAGCUAAGCACUUGGAAAAUCCUAGAUGAAAACUUGGUUCAGUCUGCUUUCCAACAGACACUGGGAGACAAAUUCACCUUUGAGAAGGACAAUAACCUAAAAUACAAGACCAAAUACACACUGGAGUUGCUUACCAAGAUUGCAUUGAAUGUUCCUGAGUGGCCUAGUUACAGUUUUGACUUAAAUUGGCUUGAAAAUCUAUGGUAAGACUUGAAAAUGGGUGUCUAGCAAUGAUCAAGAACCAACUUGACAGAGCUUGAAUAAUUUUUAAAAGAAUAAUGUGUAAAUAUUGUACAAUCCAGGUGUGCAAAGCUCAUAGACACUUACCCAGAAAGACUCAAAGCUGUAAUCCCUGCCAAAGGUGAUUCUAACAUGUAUUGACUCAGGGGUGUGAAAACUUACGUGAAUGAGAUAUUUCUGUAUUUAACUUUCAAUCCAUAUGCAAACAUUUCUGAAAAUGUUUUCACUUUGUCAUUACUCAGUUUUGUGUGAAGAUGGGUGAGAAAAAACAUAUAUUUAAUACAUUCUGAAUUGUAACACAGGUUGUAACACAACAAAAUGUGGAAUAAGUCAAAGGGUAUGAAUACUUUCUGAAAUGCACUGUAGACAUUUUCUGUGAUGUGUGUUUGCUCUCCUUGUAAAACCCAGUUCAGUUUCGAUCACACACUAUGUUUACUGCGCCUUGUUACUACCAUUCAUCUGUAGGAAGUCAUUACUCUCUGAUUUAUAUUUGGCUCAGACCUUAGAUGCUAGCACAGCCAAUGACGGGCAGAAUAAGAGAGCAUGCAUGCGAAUGAGAGUGAGGAGUGGUAACAGCAAUGAAAAGAAUAGCUUAUUAUCGGUUUAUAGCUCUUUUUGUCCCUUUGCUUCUUCCUUUAUUUAUAGAAUUUCAGAAUGCGAGAACAGAAAAACAGUACAACAUCCCCAACCCCUAUCCACCCACUCACCCAUCCCACCCAUCCACCAAGGUAUCAUACAAGGGUAUCACAGAAAAGUCCAUUAAAUAGGACCGAAACGUUAACAGUAAUAGAAACAAAAACAAUGGAAAAAGUGACAUCAAAUUCAUAAUUAUAGUUGAAUCUUAUCAGCACAACAUGUGGCCACUAGAACAGACAUGACUGCUUACUAAAAUAUACAAGUGACACUGUGUAAAAGACAGGCUCUCCACGUAUUGUAUGAAUGGAGACCAGGUUUAGUCUGACUUUUGUCGGGACCCAAGCACAGUGUACCUAAUCUUUAUCCAGAGACAGAGAUUAACUCCU